AUCCAUUUUUAGAGAUUCUCGUUUUCUUUCUUUCUCUGAUUCAUUCACCUUAGAAAAAUCUUGCUCAUGCAAGUUUAUCAGGAAAGUCAUUAAAACCUUUACCAAAACAAAAUCUAGUCUUUCACUUUGCGAUAUCUUCUGUCCAACUUUAUUCUCUGUCAAAAACCAGUCUCUUGAAUGACCGAGGGGAAACAGAGGAGAGUUCUGAAGCUCACUGCCACUGCAAAUUCUCUGAGAUCUCUUUAGAUACCAUUCAGAAUCUUGGAUAAGUUUUGGCCUUUGAGGGUUCUAAAUUCAGGGAAAGGAAUUCAGCCAUGGAUGGUGUACAUGGAUUCUCCAGGCAGGGCAGUGGAGUGUGGAGAUCUUUGAGGGAUGGAGACUUUGAAGAAGAAGAUGUUUGGGCAGUUCUCAAGGAGGGAAAAGAUUAUAGUACCAGGGUUGGUCAAUCAAUGAAUUCCACAGUUUCUGCUAAAAGACACCCCCCAAGUGUUGCAAGAAUGAUCCCAAAAGCUCCUUCUGCUAUUGCUGCUGCAAUUACUAGCAGUGAUAGUUCUAGUUCCUCCCAUGAGGCAAAUGGAAUUAGACAGCAAUCAGCUCCUCUGAACAUUCCUGACUGGUCAAAGGUUUCCAGGAAGAAAUCAAAGAAGGCUGCUUCAUGGUGUGAUUAUGAUGACAAUGAUUUUGGAGAUGGUGAUGGUGAAGAUAAUGAUGAAGACGAUGAUGAAUAUAACUCCAAGAUUCCACCACAUGAAUAUCUGGCUAGAAGGCUUGCAAGGAGUCAGAUUUCUUCUUUCUCAGUUCUUGAAGGAGUCGGCAGGAAACUUAAAGGGAGGGACCUCAGCAAAGUGAGGAAUGCUGUCUUGACAAAAACAGGUUUCCUUGAAUGAUGCCAUGCUCAAUUGCCCAUCAACAUGAUCUUCAAAGUUAUAAUGUCAAUCCUAAAGGGUUCCUAUGUUGCUAUUCAGUUCCUAUGACAGUGUUUACCAGUCCAAUGCUUGUGUAUAAGGUUUUGUGAUGGAUAUGUCUAGUCUUGGAAUAGUUUACUGCUUUGUUUAGGGUGGAAAGAGACUCAUUCUUGUGUAAAAUGAAAAUCUUAAUGAAUUAAAUGAUCAAUUCUAAAUGGGUAUUGGUUGCAUUUGAAUUCUUUGUUUGGGUUCUUGCAAUUUCCGUCUCUUUUUAUGAA
This is a messenger RNA of Rubroshorea leprosula, 1183 nucleotides long. NCBI's taxonomy places the organism in Eukaryota, Viridiplantae, Streptophyta, Magnoliopsida, Malvales, Dipterocarpaceae. The record is from the annotation of a GenBank genome assembly.